AUGGUCUUAGACGAAGAGUUUAUUGAAAAAUGUCGUGAAGCCUUCAAUUCGUUUGAUACAGAUGGUUCCGGUACUAUUGAUGCUGUCGAGAUGAAGUUGUUACUAACUGCUAUUGGGGAGGCUCCUAAUGAAGAAGAGUUAUUCAAGUUCAUGGCAGACGUUGAUGAGGAUGGUACGGGUGAGAUAGAGUUUGCUGAGUUUCUACAUGCCUUUGAGAAGCAACGUGAUGGUUAUGCUGAUACUGAGGAUGAAUCUGAUACUCUUGACGCCUUCGUGGCUCUUGGUGGUAAUAGAGAUAGAUCAGGAUUUGUAGAUAAGGAUAAGCUUAUGAGGAUCGUUAAGGAGGAGUUUGGUAUGACCAUCAAGGUUGACCGUUUGAUGGAAGAGCUUGAUCAUGAUAAAGAUGGCAAAAUCAAUUUCGCUGAGUUUGCCAAUUUAUUCAUGUAG
This is a messenger RNA of Perkinsus marinus ATCC 50983, 447 nucleotides long. RefSeq names its product calmodulin, putative. The record is from RefSeq and is a predicted model, not a curated record. Gene Ontology annotation, molecular function: calcium ion binding; enzyme regulator activity. Lineage: Eukaryota; Perkinsozoa; Perkinsida; Perkinsidae. The transcript has 6 exons. Bases 1 to 447 code for a protein of 148 amino acids.